This is a messenger RNA of Suillus subaureus, 1440 nucleotides long. RefSeq lists its product as uncharacterized. The transcript is spliced from 6 exons. Lineage: Eukaryota; Fungi; Basidiomycota; Agaricomycetes; Boletales; Suillaceae. The coding region runs from base 1 to 1440 and encodes 479 amino acids. The record is from RefSeq and is a predicted model, not a curated record.
AUGGGGGGUACAAGCCCCAUUGGUCGAUCCCGUGGUAAUGCUGUUCAUCUGCAUACCGGCACUGGCGGAAUCGUUCCUUUACAGAAUGUAACAGUCCUUAUAUUUGCUCUCAUUUUUUCCUUGCUUUUUAUUAUCGCUUUGUCGUGUGCAUUCCUCGGUGCCGAUGAGGAAGACGAUCCCCCUUUCAAGAGCAUGCUGAACGACAUCGCAACGAAUGAUCCAGGCGUUGUCCUGUUGGGUGAAAAUGUUGAUGUUGACAUUGACGAGCCCUCCGUCACCGUCUCGUGGUCCCUCGUUGCAUGUGGAGACAGUUUUGAACUCGACGGAAGCUCUGGUAUCCAUGAGAGUCAAUGUGGGUUGCCCUCGAUGGCCCUUUGGAUUUAUGCCGAUAACUCUCCUGAACCUGCAACUAUAUAUGAUCCUGCUACAAUUCCAUACGUUCGUAACACGGGUCAGAGGCGCAGAAUCGAGAACCUCGUUCGAUUCGACAGCGAUUAUACGAUUGAUGUUCAUAAGGCUCGCUUGUACCCAUUUGAUACAUAUUUUCUCGCCAGCACUCUGCGGGCUGUCAAUGCUUCAAACACGACGGUCCCCAUUCGGAAACUCUCCACAAUCGAACAAGUGACCAGUUUUCUUGUCGCAAUUAGCGACGUUGAAAGUUACGAGAUAAUCAAUGGGACUCAAGUUCCCACUCGCGACUUUGAUUUAUAUGUGACAAGGCCUGGACAAUUACGAUUCUAUACUUUGUUACUUUUUGGCGUCAAUUGGAUGCUGUCUCACGUCACCGUUGGACAUGUUAUAUUGGCACGCAGACUGGUCGAUAUCAGGUCCAUGACCAAGCAUCUGGUGUCUGCCUUUGCUAUCCUUCUCAUUAUCCCGCAGCUGAGGAAUUCAAUGCCAGAUUCUCCGGAUUUGGAUGACGGUGCUCUCAUUGACUACAUUGGUUUCAUCCCACAGAUGAUUAUUUCCGCUUCAUGUGUCCUUACCAUAUUAUUCCUCAUAAUGCUACGCGAGUACGACGAAAUGGAGGGCAAACAGACUCCCCGCCAGAGUACGAGGCGGCCAUCGCCGACUCCACUCCCGCGACCGCCACUACCGCGCACUCCCAAGGCGUCUUCUAACCCCCCCGCACCUCCUAUUCCACCACCACGGAAAUCACCACUAAGACCCCUCCUCCUCGGGGCCAAAGUACGCACCCGGUCGAUCGCCAUGGAACGUGGGGAGGCAACCUGCUUGAAGGAUGAGCUCAACACAGGUUUCGUUUUUCCUCCAAUAUCGCAUGCAAACUGGUAUGAUUCAUCACCGCUCUCGUUCUUCGCGGUCCCGCAUAGGCACAAUGGGGCUAGGAGGACCGUCUCGGAAGUGCUUCAGGGUCCAAGUCGUCCAGGUCAAAUACACUUAAGUCUCUUAAGGAAUGACGGCUGGAACCUAUCCCUGUGA